GGCCGGCGCAGCCCGAUGGAGCGCGGUGGCGGCAUUGGGUCAGGAGCCCGAGCUGAGGUGGCUACGCGGGGCACCUUGCUCCUGGGAAGGUUGGGCGAACCCAGCGCGGUGCGAACCUCGCCUCCCAACCAACGGCCACCUGGUAUGGAUGGAUUUUUAAAAUCAGAUGAGAGACAAAGAUUAGCCAAAGAAAGACGGGAAGAAAGAGAGAAAUGUCUGGCUGCCCGGGAACAACAGAUUCUGGAGAAACAGAAAAGAGCCAAGCUCCAAUAUGAAAAACAAAUUGAGGAACGAUGGCGAAAAUUGGAAGAGCAGCGUCAGCGGGAGGAUCAGAAGAGGGCUGCUGUGGAAGAGAAGAGGAAGCAGAAGCUCCGGGAGGAGGAGGAGCGGCUGGAGGCGAUGAUGCGCCGGUCCCUGGAGCGCACACAGCAGCUGGAGCUGAAGAAGAAGUGUGCAUGGGGAACAUCCCUGGCUGCAGGGCCUGGAGGACGUGAUGCAGGUGACAAACUUUCAACAUCAACUAUGAAUUUGCCAAAGCAGACGGAGCCUCCCAUGAGUAAGCGCCUGUCUUCAUCCACUGCGGCAAUAUCCUAUUCCCCAGAUCGAGCUCAUCGCAUGCACCUUAGUUCCAUGGAAAGCUUUCUUGUUAUGCGACUGUUGACACCCACACAGGCUUCUUUAGCCAGAAGCAGAAGUACACUCAUGUUCUCUGAGCAGGCCAGUGAUUCAGUGUUCCCUACCUGUCCUCGUUUAGCUCCUGCUGGCCCUUUAAAAUCUUCUUACAAAUAUUCUCCCACUCGAACAAUUGAGAAGAAGGCUAUAUCUACAUCUGGCGUUGGAGAUGCUGAGAAAGGAGCCCCCGCGGGAGCAGAGGCCUUCCCGGUGGACAAGGUGAAGAGAGGGCAACGAGUGACAACUUCGGUUCCCACCAGUGGCCAUGGAUCCCCUCUGAGAAGAUAUGAUUUUCCAAAAGGAAUUUCUGAGAGGCCAUCUUCUCCUGUGAUAUCCAAGACAACUUCAAAAGCAUAUCCACCAUCUCCAAAAACGAUGAAGCCACCAUACCUAGGGUCUCCCGUGAGGUACCGCUUUCCUGCCCUUCCCAGCCAAGAAGUGCUCAAGAAGAAAGCAGAGAAAGAGAAGAGCAACAAGGAAAGGGAAAAUGCCUUGGGUCAGCAGGUGGCUGCCCUGCACAUAGAGGAUGCCCCAGAGAAACACAUAGCAGAUAAGCAUUCCAGCGAGAAGCACGUGGCCGACAGGCGCACCAGCGAGAAACAUGUGGCCGAUAAACGUGCCAGCGAGCAGCACGUGGCUGAGAAACACAUCAGUGAGAAGCACAUCGCAGACAAGCAUGCAGGAGGAAAGGCCGAGACUAGCACAGCCUUGGGGAAGCCCACAGCAGGCACCACUGAUGCAGGAGAGGCUGCAAAGAUCCUGGCUGAAAAACGGCGACAGGCCCGGCUGCAGAAAGAACAGGAGGAACAAGAACGACUCGAGAAGGAAGAACAAAACAGGCUGGAGAGAGAAGAACUGAAAAGAAAGGCAGAAGAAGAAAGGCUUCGCCUAGAAGCAGCAGCCCGUAAGCAGGAAGAGGAAAAGAAGCAGCAGGAAGAAGAGAAAAGAAAGGCGGGAGAGGAAGCCAAGCGGAAGGCUGAGGAGGAGCUGCUGUUGAAAGAAAAGCAAGAACAAGAAAAGCAAGAAAAAGAAAAGCAAGAAAAAGCCAUGAUUGAAAAGCAGAAAGAAGCAGCAGAAGCAAAAGCCCAGGAGGCAGCUAAGCAGUUGCGUCUAGAAAGAGAACAGAUCAUGCUGCAGAUUGAGCAGGAGCGACUGGAGAGAAAGAAGAGGAUAGAUGAAAUCAUGAAGAGAACAAGGAAGAGUGAUGUAUCUGUAGAAGUAAAGAAAGAAGAACCCAAAAUAGAGAUUCAGCCUCCUGUGUAUGUGGAAAAUAAGAUAAAACCAGUUGUCCCCAACAAAAUAGAAAUCAGUGGGUUGAACACCUGCCAGGAAGUUGAUGGCAUAGGGCACACUGCCCCAGAAACUUUUCCUCAAGACAUUUUCUCAAAUGGGAUUAAACCAGUUGGGGGACUCGUCCUUCUGGAUGCCCUUGAUGGAAAAUCAAACAGUUUAGAUGAUUCAACUGAAGAAGUUCAGUCUAUGGAUGUGAGGUGGUGUUUGGAAGCUGUGAAGCUCCUUGUGUCAUCUGAAGAAGCUGCUGUCAUCCUUAACCUCUGGAUUCCCAGCUAUUAGAUGGGAAUGUAACUGUCUUCCUAGGUAGUAUGUCAAACACUGGCCACUCUUGGUAGAAACCUUGAGACUUCCGCCUUGUUGGGCUUUAGCAGUUUCACUUUACAGUACUAUUUACAAGCUUCUGCUGCUGCUAAGGCACUUCCUGUACUUCUCUAUUAUGGUAGUGCUCUCUGAAUAACCUGAGUGAUUCGAGCUCAGAAAUCCUCUUUAUAGCCAUGCUUCUUCCCAAAGUUGGAGCACAUCAACAUUUAGAUGUCUUUUUCCAUAAAAUAUUCUAGACAUUUGCCCAAACUCUAGUUAAAGAUAUACUCAACUUGGGCUGCGUAUCUCCCUGUCUUUGUUUAGAAGGAGACAUUCAGGAGCUUUCUCCCCUCCCCUAAGCUGCGUUGGCAUGGGGGUUUCUCUGUUGAAAGGUGCCAUCAAGAAGCCUUUUUUAUUAUUAAGCUUUGCCACCUGCAAAAUGCAUUGCCUCACAUUACUCUUUUGGGGGUUAAAGUAAUAAGUCUGGUUGAGUAAGGAAGUAAGCAGUAUGUAAUAAUUUCUGUUCUCUUAGGUAUAUUCUUAUAUACAUGGGCAACUGAAUCUAGCCAGAAGCCUUUCAUGUCACACCUAAAAAUCUGCAAGCUGUAGUCCCACACUAUCAAGUGGCUGUCCAACUGAGCAAAUCAUGUGUCUCAUGUGCAGGUGGCUAGUUUUCCUGUUUUUGCUAUUUAUCUAUUGGGUCUUGGGGGUUUUAAUUGUUUGUUUGCUCCUGUGCUUGCUCAACUAUGAUGAAACCAGGCAAAAAUGAAAAUCAUAGUGCUCUGGAAGAAGAGGACCUCAAUUUGUCUCAGUAUAUCACUUUGAGAGACUAUAACAUGAAGAAAAAAUUGAAUAGGGAUAAAAAUUAUACUAGAAUGUAUACUCUGCAAAUUUUAUGCCAUAUAAUGCUGUUUUCUAAAUUUUGUUUCUGGUGAAAUGUGACUCAGCUUAAAUGACCUUUUCUUAAUUGAAGCUUUUUUUUUUUUUGACUUCUGUAGUAAAGAGUUUGGAAAGAUCUAUAGUUCUGAGGGAAGUUUGCAACCCGGAGAUAUGAAGAAGUCUCAAUAGUAAUCUUAUUCAUGUGCUCUUAAAGCCAGCUAUAGUUUAAAAUUAUAUCAGUUAUGGAAACUUGUGUAUGUCUGUGUAUGUGUAUAUACUAAAUAAAAAUACAUGUGCCUCCCUUAAUGCAGUGCCACUGAUCUUGAUGAAUAUCAAGGUGAAAAUCCCUUUUAUGACAAGCACACAGAAAAGAUAGCAUGGUCUGAUUUUCAAAAUAUGCCUUGCCAUUUUUCUUAGAGCUUUAUUUUGCUAAAUGUCCCAUUUGUUGUGAUCUGUUGUACCUCAUAGCACCAUUUUCACUGUGGUAAUGCCUCAUUUGCAUGAUGUAUACAUUCUGUCUAAAUGUGAAAUACAUUUUCAUUGAA
Molecule: messenger RNA, 3689 nt
Organism: Lepus europaeus (European hare)
Lineage: Eukaryota; Metazoa; Chordata; Mammalia; Lagomorpha; Leporidae
Gene: MAP7D2
Product: MAP7 domain containing 2
Exons: 16
Coding region: 16-2244 (742 amino acids)
Biological process (GO): microtubule cytoskeleton organization
Cellular component (GO): microtubule cytoskeleton
Source: RefSeq, a predicted model, not a curated record